ACGGUUUUUUUUUGUAAUAUGUGAUUCUGUCACAUUGUAUGUCACCACUGGUUUGUGUAUGCUCCGGAAAAAGAAGAUUCCCCCCAAAAAAUCAAGGUCAGUUCAUGUCAGGCGCCUUGCAAUGCGCGCGAACCUCAGCGCCCUCCCAUUUAUGUGCACGUCUCACUUGGUCCUUCCUCCUCCGCCCCCUGGUGGCCAAACACGCACAUGAAACCACGCCACUUGAAUUCAAGUCGCACGUGCUGCCUGUCUGUCUGUCUGACUGACUGUCUGUCUGUCUGACUUCACCGCCGGCCAACUCCGCCGCCCGGCAGAAGAAGCCUGAAGACGAUGAUGAUGGCGAUGGGGCGACUGUGCGCAUGUGCGGCAGGGGCAGCAUGAGUGCUGGUGGAUGCGUCCACCAUGGACCUUCUGUGGCGGAUCCUCGCCGCGCUCAGCUUUGAUUGCUUCAAGUCGUCGUCGUCGUCGUCUUCGUCCUCAUCCGCCGGCAAGCAAAGCAGCAGCCAGCCGGGUAGCCUGGACAGCAGCUCGCUGACGGGCUCGCUGUCGCUGGGUCCCGACGCGCCGCAUUGCCAGUGCUGCAUCACCUACGAGGCCCGCCUCAAGCGGCUGUCGUGCGGCCACCUCUACUGCGACGCCUGCUGCCACCACAUCGUCAACUUGGCCUUCCGGGACAUCGAGGGACUCUCGGACUACCCGUGCCCCAUGUGUAAGUCCCUCAACCAGCUCGGGGGCCGAGGAGCCUCAUCUUUGUCGUCGUCAGGAUGCUUCUGUGGCCCCCAUGUCGGGCGGGCGGAGCCCGUCGGCUGGUGGGGGCGACGCCCGGCCAAAGCGCCCCUUCCUGGGACGCACUUGCAAGAGAGCCUCCUCCAGAAUGACUGGUGACUUUUCUAGUCCUUGAUCUCACUUGGAUCCACUGAAAGCGGAAAGGCCGGCCGGGGUCCCUCUGGGGAGUGUUCGAAGUACCCGAAGAGUCACACAAAUUGUGUAUAUUUUGUGUUACAUUUCCUUGUUUGUGAACGAGUUGAAACAUUUUACAGAUGGACCUGAUGCCCGUUUACAAAACGUCAAAGUUCACCUGUAAAAGGUUCUUUUUUUUUUUUACGAGAUUUGUAUAUGUCUGAGCAUUUUUAAGUUUUCAUUUCAAGUUUGCACACGUUUGCGUCCCGUUGUGACCAAAAACAAACGCCGAUUGUACAGUAAGUGCCGUGCUACUUUUUAACUGUUCCAGAUCAUAUUUAUUUUCUUUAAGAAAAUCAAAAACAAACGAAUAAAGUUUGUGAGCUGUGUGUUGCACAAGUCUAA
Messenger RNA from Hippocampus zosterae (dwarf seahorse), 1305 nucleotides. Its product is annotated as RING finger protein 223-like. The coding region runs from base 403 to 885 and encodes 160 amino acids. NCBI's taxonomy places the organism in Eukaryota, Metazoa, Chordata, Actinopteri, Syngnathiformes, Syngnathidae. The record is from RefSeq and is a predicted model, not a curated record. The transcript has 2 exons.